Molecule: messenger RNA, 840 nt
Organism: Caenorhabditis elegans
Lineage: Eukaryota; Metazoa; Nematoda; Chromadorea; Rhabditida; Rhabditidae
Gene: F32D8.13
Product: Phosphomevalonate kinase
Exons: 4
Coding region: 7-591 (194 amino acids)
Biological process (GO): isopentenyl diphosphate biosynthetic process, mevalonate pathway; cholesterol biosynthetic process
Cellular component (GO): cytoplasm; cytosol
Molecular function (GO): phosphomevalonate kinase activity
Source: RefSeq, marked reviewed
AGACAAAUGCCAAUCGUGAUAGCCAUAUCCGGUAAACGAAAAUCUGGAAAAGAUUACUGUACAAACUUGAUCAGAGAAGUAUUGGUGCAAAAGCGAUUUGAUGUUUCAGUUGCGGGUAUUUCACAUAGCCUGAAAAUGGAAUUUGCUAAGAAACAUGGUUUAAAGUAUGAAGAACUUCUAACUGACGGGCCAUACAAAGAGCUGUAUAGAAAAGAUAUGAUCCAGUGGGGAGAAGAAGCGAGAUGUAAAGAUUCCGGAUUGUUUUGCAGAGCGGCGAUCAGUUCAACAAUGGACAGCGACAUAGUUAUUAUAUCCGACUGCCGACGAAGGACAGACUAUGAAUAUUUCAGUGCCAACUACAGAACUGUAACGAUUCGAAUCGAGACAAGUGAAGAGGAUAGAAAACAACGAGGCUACCAAUUUGUCGAAGGUGUCGAUGAUGCCGAAUCUGAAUGUGGACUUGACGACUACAAAUUCAACUUAGUUAUCAAAAAUCAAAGCGGAACAGAUUUAUCUCAACAACUAAAUAUGGUUACUGAAAAGAUUUCCCGAAUCAUUGAUAAAUUAAAGCUACCUAUCAACAAGGAAUAAAAAUUCUCAAUCGUGAUUUGGUGGAAUGUGAACAUUUUUUGUGAGGUCAUCAAAUGCCAAUUUGUCAAGAUAUGCAUUUCGAUCAAGGGAAAUGAGAAGCGGCCGCUUGCCCACAAAAGCUGUUGCCAGAGGGAUCCAUACUUUCUUCAUUUCGGGAGCUACGGCUGCAUCGACAACUUCAGAAGCUGAGAAUCUCAAUGCUUGUUUUUGCAUUAAGAAAUUGUAAUGAACAGUUGUGAACACCUGUUA